GCCAGUGUUUACAGGUCGUUUAGCAGACCAUGCGAUAGCUCAAGUCUAGUUUGUGUGGCUGGUUUUUGACAUGGUGAGAUGGAGUGCAAGAGGGGAUGGGUUUUUCUGUGACAGUGCUUCUUGAUCAGAUGUGUCACGGGUAGGACAACACAAGCACAGUCUUUCUGAUGGAUGCUUGCACGACGAGGAGGAAUCUUUCUGUUAAAGUUUUCCUGGGGAGAUGAUAAGAGUUCAUCUAUGUGACGGACGUCUUAGUGUGUGAUGUUGAUGUGAGGACUUCAUGUUAUUUCUUACUGAGUGUACAGUAUUGGAUUACUGCCAUUGAUUCACAGUGUAGGUUGAAGGAGAAAUUUUACAUUCCCAUCUCCACGGAUUAACAUAUAUUGCCUGUGUAUGCUGCAACCAUUGCCAACGCAAUAGCUUCUUGUGAAUAGCCUGCCACUCAUGACGAGCAGGAGUAUUGAUAUGAGGAGAUGGUGUUGGAUGUAGUGCUGGAGGAGGGUUAAAGCUGUGGUGUCCAUGUUUGGUAACAAACUCUCGGGAUUCGACUUCUCCACAAAAAGUUUGCUGGCCCUAUGCUGUGGCUUCACCCAGAAGUCCCCGACAGAGCCCAAGUCACAACGAGCGAGCGGUUACGACAGCAGUUGUGACGAAACCGACUGUAUUACUCAUGGGCUGAAGAAAUCUACCUCUGGCCUGAGUGACCACUCGGCCAGCACGGCUAAAGGGACAGAGGAGAGGAAGAAGAAGAAAGCUGCAGCCAAACGCAGGAAGAAAGAUGAAAACGCUGACUCGAAUGUAGUCAAUGGAACAUCCUACCAGUACGAUGACGACUCCUCCAGUGACAGCGAUGAUGAGGUGCUAAAGCGUUAUCAGGACACUCUCGCCACACACAGAGGCAGCAUCCGCAGCAGCGUCCGGAGUGGGAAGAGUGCACGCAGCAGGAAGAGUCACAAGAGUAAGGCCGAUGUAGCAACAGACAAACAAACAGAGGAGGCAGCAUCCCUGGCAGAGAAAGGUCAAGCAACAGAUGAUGUUAGCCCUCCUGGGAGUGAGGAUGAAGAGGACAACAGUCAGCAUGGCGCUGCAGUGGACCUGUCCCCAGAGCAACAGCCAUCCGUUAAAUCCACCUCGGGACCGGAUCUAGAUGACCAGCACACGUACGAAAACAAAGCCUUUCUGACAGAACAGUCUGCCUCCCUGUCCGGCAGCGAGCAAGCCUUGUCAGCUACGGACAGGACCAUGUCGAAUGAUGAACACCUGUUUGAUGUCAGUGACCUGCAAGGGGAUCCCCCCCUGAUCUCCAAAUGUGGAAGUCUGGAGGUCAGCUUCAAGUAUGAAGCCAAGCGUGGUAAGAUGAGCGUGACCAUCCACCAGGCCCGUGAGAUCCCAGCCAAGGACCGCGGUGGUGCUAGCAAUGUCCAAGUUCGCAUGAUGCUACUACCUACCAAGAAACAGAAGUUCAAGACCAAAGUGAAAACAGGAGAAAAUCCCACCUUUGAUGAAAACUUCUCAUUCAGCAAAAUCUUUCCAGAUGAUGUCCAUGGAAUGGGCAUCCGAGUGAGACUGUACGGACUGGAACGUAUGCGACGUGAACGGAUGAUUGGAGAAAGCAUCGUGGGCUUUGCAUCUCUGAACCUGGAUGAGGAGACCACUCACUGGAUGGUGCUGGAGCCCAGGAGCAACCUCAGUCAUGGGGACUCUGGUUUUGAUGUGUCCAGCUUGUCGAGGAGCGACAGUGCUUCCUCCACACAGUCUCUACAACACGGCGGAAUGCCCGAGCUGCUCAUUGGGCUGGCGUAUGGCACGACUGGUCGGCUCUCCGUGGAGGUCAUCAAGGGAAGUAACUUCCGCAACAUGGCCAUGAACAGGGCUCCAGACACAUACGUGAAGUUGACGUUGAUGUCACCGACGGGGCAGGAGCUGCAGCGGUGCAAGACCUCGGUGAGGCGUGGUCAGCCAAAUCCACUGUUCAAGGAGACGUUCAUGUUCCAGGUGGCUCUGUUCCAGCUCCCAGAAGUGACACUUAUGGUGUCUGUCUACAACAAGAAGAGCAUGAAGAAGAAAGAAAUGAUUGGAUGGUUCUCAUUAGGCAUGAACUGCAGCGGGGAAGAAGAGGGUUCUCACUGGUCCGACAUGAGGGAGAGUAAAGGAGAGCAAGUGUGUCGAUGGCACGUGUUACUGGAGUCAUAGCCAGGCAGCGUACAGCACCACCUACAGACACCAGCUUGGAUGGACACGCCCACGGACAGCACUCACCACUCAUACCAUACAUUGCCUCAAGAGUACAAUUUGCAAAUAGUACAAUACACAUUAGGCCUUAUGUAUUGUUUUAGUUGGUUUACGAUUUCAGCUGACAAAAAUCUGAAAUUGAAAUUGAAAUAGAAUAAUUUUUGACAAAUCAUAUUUGGACCAACUUUUUUAUGAUAGCGUGAAAUUGAAAAAAAUACAGACUUUAUUAUAUCAUGUUCGGAAGAAAUGGUACGUAACACAUAUAAUAAUCUUUAUUCUACCAAUAUAAAAUAUAAACUGUCUCAUGGUUUUUGUUUUUUUCUGACUGUGCGACCAUUUAGUAUGUUUUUUAUAUAGUAGUAGCUGUACUAGUAAUCUUAAAAUAAUCAAAUAAUAUCUUGAUAUUGUACAAUACAUUGUUAGCCAAAAUAUUGUAAACUAACUAAUACAAAAAUUAAAGGCCUUACAUAGACGUGAAGAACAAUGAACACACUGCACAUUUGCAAAUCUGCUUAGGCAUUUUGAGACAAGUCAUGUUAAAGAGAAUUCUUAGCUUGGCUCAUCACCAAAUAGCUGUGAGUGAACGUGGAAACAAAUCAAAAUAUGGAUAUAGAAGCAAGCUGUUAUCGCCAUUCCUGAAUUGUGUAAUUCUGGU
Molecule: messenger RNA, 2887 nt
Organism: Haliotis rubra (blacklip abalone)
Lineage: Eukaryota; Metazoa; Mollusca; Gastropoda; Lepetellida; Haliotidae
Product: synaptotagmin-16-like
Source: RefSeq, a predicted model, not a curated record